Molecule: messenger RNA, 687 nt
Organism: Miscanthus lutarioriparius
Lineage: Eukaryota; Viridiplantae; Streptophyta; Magnoliopsida; Poales; Poaceae
Source: the annotation of a GenBank genome assembly
AUGACCCAACAACUUCUCCAGGGGACUGCUGGAAUGAUACCAAUGGGCGAUCGCGGCAACCUUGCAAACUGUGAAACCACAGGACCAGGAAGGAGCGAUCCAACCUAUGAUCAUACAGAAACGUGCUCUGAUAUGAGCAUUUCAUUGUCAGAGAGUGAUUUUCAGAGAAAAGAUCAAGCUUUGUCAAUGCCAGAGCAUGGAGGCACCAACUCUGAAGCCUCGGAUGCUGUUGGAAGUGCAUCGGCAGAGAAACCAACUGUUGAUGCCGAUCACGAUGAGGUAACAUCGGCUCCUGGUCCGUAUCAUUUGCCGGGGAAUGCAUCAGAGGCAGGCAGACAGGCAGCUGGAGUUCACUAUUGGAUGAUGGAAGACUCACCACUCCUGGAGGACGGAGAGCUGAGCGAUGCACCACCGGCGGGCAGGCCUGCAGCUGGCAUCCAUCAUCAACCGACGGAACACAGCAGCCAGCAGCAGCACACCGGAGCUGCCUCCUGGUGUGGGCAGCCAGACCACUCGCCGCCUGUGGCCCGGCAUAAUGCCAGAACUCUGCCACCAAGAAACACCUUCCCUGGACUGCGCUUGCGGCAAGGAUGCAACACCUCUCGUCGGUUCCCGUCCCAAGGCAUGGGCCAUCAGGCCGUCCAUCAAGGGCCAUCAAAUGCUUGGAUCGAGGAUGAAGACUAUUAA